AAUGUGAGUAUUGGAUCAGAAGCCACAGAGGAUCAGGUGAAGAAAGCGUUGUGUCGGGUUUUUGCCGUGUCUUGGUCAGAGGAGUGCAGCAAAGCUUACAGUGUUUUACAUCUCAGGGAACUGUCCCUAGUCGCUGCGGCAUCAUCCACAAAGUUACACGACCUUCGUGACCUCAUCAACCAGAUGAUCAUGGAGGCCGUGCUGGUAAUACAAGAUAACACCCCCACACAAGAUGCACCGCCUCCGGCUGACCUAGAGAGCUCAUCAAAUAUCCUUGGUUGCUGGCGAGGAACAAGGUAUCACAGUUAUCGGGAGUUCAGUUCAAAGAUUACAGUGGUGCCCUCUACACAGCUGAGUAUUCUCAAGUACCUGAUGGAUUGCUACGAUCGUGUGGCAGUCGAGGAGAAGAAUGCACCAAAGAGGACUAGCAUACCUCCAUUGAGUGAUGCUCUUUCGGUAGCUAGAAGUCAGUGCGUCCAUUACACUUGCCUGGUGCUACAAGGAGCAUUCUCACAGCAAGCAGGGUCACAGAUAGGAUACUCAACGCUGAUACCAUUCCUUCUGUCCCGCAACCUUCCGCGGAGUUUCCUGUCUGAGCUUGUACAUACCACACAUGAAGACAGAGGGACAUUUAUGAAGAUAUUUAGUCCUGUUAUCCAGUACCUGUCCCGUUACACUGCCACCCUCGGCCUGAAUGCUGACACUUACCGUGAUCCUCUUACUGUCAUGACAGAACUCUGCAGCAUUAAAGCGUCCGGCAACACUCGCCCCAUUUGUAAUUUGAUGGUGGAACAGCCCAACUGGUUGCCUGCUCCUGUCAGUGAGGCUUGUGGUAUGGAAAUGGAAAAACUCACACUUCUGGGUCCGUUUCUUGGGCUGUCUGUUUUUGCAGAGGAUGAUGCAAAGGUUGUCGAUGAAUAUUUCUCAGCUCAUCACAUGUCACAAGACAAUGCCUGGACGAUUUGUAAAUCACUGAUGGGCAUCCUCGAGGAAGUUCGACAACACUGCUACCAUAUUCUCCAUAACCUGCUGGUGAAUGCCUUCACAAGGGAGCCCACUCUGACCUUUAUUGCCACAGUGUUGGAGAGAAAUAACAAACGGGCACAGAUUCAGUUUGACGAAAGGCUGCUGUGUGGGGAUGGUUUUAUGUUAAAUCUCAUGUCCGUCCUACAGAAGCUUUCAGAGAAGAUUGAUCUGCAUAAAAUUGAUAUUUACUAUCCAUUCCAUUAUGAGAAUCGAGUCAGUCUCGUGGGGAAAUCUAGAAUGAGGUUCACAGAGCAAGAAGUGGAGGAAUGGCAGAAAGAGAUCAGUCAAAAACCUAAAAGUGAGGUCAAAUUCUCAACGGAAUGCUUCUUUCUAACCCUCCACUGCCACCACCUGGCCAUUCUUCCUGUGACGAGGAAAUACCAGCGGCGCUUGAGAGCCAUUCGCGACCUUCACAAGCUGAUCUCUGACAUGGAGGCUGCUGAGCCUCAAUGGAAGAACUUGCCGUCAGCCGCCAGAAGUCGGGAACAGCUCAAGCGAUGGAAGUCUCAGUAUCAGAGACUUCAGAAGAGCAAAAUGUGUGCAGACGCUGGAGUUUUGGACAAGGAUAUGCUGGUCAGAUGUCUUUCAUUUUACAGCCGCACUGCCGACCUGUUGAUGCGGAUAGCUGACCCAGUCAAUAGAUGCUCUGUAGUGCCUCUCCCGACAGAAAUUCCAGACUACUAUUCUGCGCUACCGGAAUUUUACCUAGAGGAUAUGGCCGAUUUUAUUCUCUUUGUAAUGCCACUAGGAAUCGUGGAACCAGAGCACAAGCUGAUGCUGCGACUGCUGUUGGUGAUGCUGUGCUCCCAGAAUUACCUGCGCAAUCCCUACCUGACAGCCAAGCUGGUGGAGGUGUUGUUCGUCCUGCAGCCUAGUAUCCAGCCCAAGACCGAGCAGGUCAACCUGGAGCUGCUGAUGUCCGACGUGGCAGUCGACAACCUUGUACCCUCGUUGAUGAAAUUUUACACAGACGUUGAAACGACGGGUGCCAGCAAUGAGUUCUAUGACAAGUUUACUAUCAGAUAUCACAUUAGUAUCAUCUUCAAAACCAUGUGGACUAUGCCAUCCCAUCAGCUGAUGUACAUGAGAGAAGCUCAGUCCGGCCGACAGUUUGUCCGAUUUGUCAACAUGUUGAUGAAUGACACCACUUUUCUUCUCGACGAAAGCCUGGAUUGUCUCAAGCGUAUCCAUGAGAUUCAAGAGCUCAUGGACAAUGCAGCCAAGUGGAAUGCUCUCACCAAGGAGCAGCAGCAGUCGAAGACUUUACAGCUGUCCUCUGAUGAGCGCCAGUGCCGCAACUACCUGACCUUAGCCACCGAAACUGUUGAGAUGUUUCACUAUCUGACAACGAAAAUUGUUGAGCCGUUCUUAGUGCCUGAGUUGGUUGAUCGAUUAACAGCCAUGCUGAACUUCAAUCUGCACCAGCUGUGUGGGCCCAAGUGUAAGAGCCUGAAGGUGAAGACCCCAGAGAAGUACGGCUGGGAGCCCAAGAAGUUGCUGAAUGUGCUCACAGACAUCUACCUGCACCUGGACUGUGAAACGUUUGCUCAAGCCAUUGCUAAUGAUGAGAGAUCCUAUAGAAAGGAACUUUUUGACAAUGCCAUUGAGUAUCCUCUCAUGGACACACUUAUGAUGGACCCAGUCAUCUUGCCAAGCGGGCAGGUCAUGGAGCGAGCAAUCAUCACCAGGCAUCUCCUCAACUCUCAGACCGAUCCCUUUAACCGACAGCCUCUUCGAGAGGACCAACUGGUUCCUGCCACAGAUCUGAAGAGGAAGAUCGAUGAUUGGCUGGCAGAGAAGCGGAAGUAG
This is a messenger RNA of Candidula unifasciata, 2835 nucleotides long. The record is from the annotation of a GenBank genome assembly. Lineage: Eukaryota; Metazoa; Mollusca; Gastropoda; Stylommatophora; Geomitridae.